Molecule: messenger RNA, 1482 nt
Organism: Eleginops maclovinus (Patagonian blennie)
Lineage: Eukaryota; Metazoa; Chordata; Actinopteri; Perciformes; Eleginopidae
Gene: dusp22b
Product: dual specificity phosphatase 22b
Exons: 7
Coding region: 614-1189 (191 amino acids)
Biological process (GO): protein dephosphorylation; signal transduction
Cellular component (GO): cytosol
Molecular function (GO): protein tyrosine/serine/threonine phosphatase activity; protein tyrosine phosphatase activity
Source: RefSeq, a predicted model, not a curated record
ACACAGCUGUUAUCAAUAUAUUGUAUUAUGGUGCAACACUUUAUAACCUGUCACAGCCAUUCGAGUGAGCCAACAUCAUGGAUCAAGAAAAACGGCUAGCAUGUACAAUGCAAGGUCCCUGGCCUACCUAAAUGGAACCGAGCCCAAAUGAAUGUUAAAUAAUAGCACAGGUGUUUACACUGCAAUGACAAAUUGUGUACCGUGAAAUCAAAUAGGGCUUAUACUGGACUGGUUAUGGGGGGCUUUUUCCUUAUUUUUGGUGGCAAAGUAACUAUCGUUUUCCAAAGGAACUGGCACUGGCCUGGCUGCCAUAGAUCACUCUUGGAUUGCCUGGCAUUUCUCGGGAGAGAUUAAUGAUCCGAUUUUCCUCUUCAGUGUUUAGAUUACACAUUUGUAUCCCUGAAUGUAGCGGUCCUUGCUUCAGAAAACUACAGUUCCCAGCAUUCAACGCGUGUAGCUUGGGAAGCAGUGCUCGGCUUCGCUCGGAAACGGAGCUGCUGUAUUCGUACCACUACGGUGGGUUUGGGAAGCCGUCAAGCCGCUGGAUAAGCAUUUUUAAACAACGAGGAAACACAGCGUGGCAUUUCUUUUCACUAUUAGACGAUCUCUCAGCAUGGGGAAUGGCAUCAACAAGGUCUUGCCUGACUUGUACUUGGGGAAUUUCAAAGAUGCCAGAGACCGAGAACAGUUAGCCAGAAACAACAUCACACACAUCCUGUCAAUUCAUGACAGUGCUGCUCCCAUCCUCCAGGAGAUGACCUAUCUCUGCAUUUCAGCAGCUGACCUGCCCACACAAAAUCUGACUCAGCACUUUAAGCAAAGUAUAAUGUUCAUGCACGAGUCCCGCCUGAAAGGAGAAGGCUGCCUCGUUCACUGUUUGGCAGGUGUGUCUCGCAGUGUCACCCUGGUGGUUGCUUACAUCAUGACGGUGACGGGACUGGGCUGGCAGGAGGCGCUGGCCGCAGUGAAGGUGGUCCGGCCCUGUGCUGGGCCCAACAGGGGUUUUCAGCACCAGCUCCAAGAGUUUGAGGCUACUCAAGCUAAACAGUUCAGAGAAUGGCUACAAAAAGAAUAUAAAGACAACCCUUUCAAUGAUGAGGCCGAUCUACGUGAAUUGCUUGCAAAGAUGACUAAAGCCAAUGGUGAAAGUGUAGACAAACUGGCCAGUACUCCACCUGGAGGUAUCUGAUCAGAUCUUUUGAUGAGAUAUUUUGCCGCUCAGCCUGGAGGAUUUCACCACCAUGUGAUGCUACAGUGCUCAACUGUACACUAGAGAGGACUGCUGACCAGAUGUUUAUCGCCGCUGGAGUAAUCACUCAAUAUUCUGAACACUGGAAGAGACAAUUAACAUGUUACAGCACAUAUUCAUUUUUAGUAUGGUUGAUGUUUCUGAUGCUGUUUGUUUUUUAAUUUAUGAAUGCUGUGUUUUUUGUACUGUGUCACAAUAAUUUCAAGUUGAGAAAAUAAAAGGGGUACACUAAA